AUGCUGGCCAAAUUGCUCCUACUUGGCCUCAUCGGCUACACAGCCGCCGUGCAACACUUUUCAGUGAAGGACGACAAAUAUUGUUUGAUUCUGGAGGCGGAUAUUGAGGGAGAGCUCAAAUGGCCUGCGGGAAACCAGACGGAAACGUUCAAGUGGAAGCUCGACCAGACGAAGAGCACCAGCGGCUCGUGCGUCGGCAAGUCGGCGGCCGGGCUCAAGGCCAACUCCAUCGAGAUCGUGUUCCUGCCUUUUGACAAGAAUGCCACGUCAUCGACCGAUCAGCCGUGGAUUCUGACGAUGGAGUUCGAAAAAGCCGACAACGGGACCUACGAUGUGUCGAGCUGGUCCCUGCAAUUCCAGCCGCGCAAGGGCUUCAUGCACUCCGGCCAAUACAAAAAAUCGGCCGAUGCGUCCCCCGAUUUUGGAGCCGUAGACAAGAACGGUUUUAAGUGCUCCGACAUCGGGCUUGCUCUCGAUCACGAUUCAGUCGUCUCGUUGAAGUCGGUUCGCGCCGUCGCCUUUGCAUCGUACGAGAAGGACGAGUUCCCCGCUGGACAGAUUUACGAAGUCUGCCGUCUUGACUCGCGCACGUCUGACAUCGUCCCCAUCGUUGUCGGAGCCGCCCUUGCCGGUCUCGUCGUCGUCGUCCUGAUCGCGUACCUCGUCGGCCGCGCCCGUGCCAAGCGCCAGGGAUAUGCCUCCGUU
Molecule: messenger RNA, 705 nt
Organism: Mesorhabditis spiculigera
Lineage: Eukaryota; Metazoa; Nematoda; Chromadorea; Rhabditida; Rhabditidae
Source: the annotation of a GenBank genome assembly